Akanthomyces muscarius is the source of this 237-nucleotide messenger RNA. RefSeq lists its product as uncharacterized. Lineage: Eukaryota; Fungi; Ascomycota; Sordariomycetes; Hypocreales; Cordycipitaceae. The transcript is spliced from 3 exons. The record is from RefSeq and is a predicted model, not a curated record. The coding region runs from base 1 to 237 and encodes 78 amino acids.
AUGGCGUCUUUAAACUUCAAGCCCGGUCGUGCCUGGCGCCGCGGCAGCGGUGAUCAAGUCAGGGUGCACUCUGCAAUUUGGCAUAUAUCGGUUCAGCAUAUUUCAUUUCCUGGCGACAACUAUCUAAGGAUGAGUCCCUGGGAAGUUGAGUACCCUCUAAAACGAUUGUACAACCUGAUAAUACUUGUCCGGUUGAUCGAGGUGCGUCAUAUGGCCAUCGUCCUCGACAACCACUGA